Aspergillus clavatus NRRL 1 is the source of this 1080-nucleotide messenger RNA. RefSeq names its product geranylgeranyl pyrophosphate synthase spyE. Bases 1 to 1080 code for a protein of 359 amino acids. The transcript is spliced from 4 exons. The record is from RefSeq and is a predicted model, not a curated record. Gene Ontology annotation, molecular function: prenyltransferase activity. Gene Ontology annotation, biological process: isoprenoid biosynthetic process. NCBI's taxonomy places the organism in Eukaryota, Fungi, Ascomycota, Eurotiomycetes, Eurotiales, Aspergillaceae.
AUGCCGCUCAUUUCGUUACUUGAGCCUGUUUCCCAAGACUCAUUGCAGUAUCAUCAGUCCCAGUGGCCGCCCAACUUCUUCAUAGCCAAGGACAAUCAUUCCCGGAGCACAAAUGGCACAUUGACAACACCAGACUCACCAAGCUCGUCUUCCAAAUCCAUCUUUCACGAUGAAGCGGAUGUCCAGCUGCAGCGCAAGUUCACACAAGAAAAGAUCAUCUCCGCUCCGCUGGACUAUCUCUCCGGCUUCCCCGGCAAAGACAUCAGAGGCAAACUCAUCUCCUCCUUCAACGAGUGGCUCAAAAUCCCAGAGCAAAAGCUGGACAUCAUUAAGCGAGUAAUCGGACUCUUACACACUGCUUCACUGCUUAUCGACGACAUCCAGGAUUCCUCCAAGCUCCGCCGCGGCUUCCCCGUCGCGCACAGCAUCUUCGGCAUCGCGCAGACAAUCAACUCCGCCAACUUCGCUUACUUCUGGGCCCAGCAGGAACUCCAGAAACUCGGCAAGUCCGACGCUCUCGCCAUCUUCACCGAUGAGCUGCUGCGGCUGCACCGCGGCCAGGGCAUGGAUCUAUACUGGCGGGACUCACUGAUCUGUCCCACAGAGGAAGAGUACCUGGAUAUGGUCUCCAACAAGACAGGCGGGCUAUUUCGACUGGCGAUCAAGCUUAUGCAGAUGGAAAGUCAGAAUGAGAGAGACUGCGUCCCCCUCGUCGACCUGCUGGGAAUUAUCUUUCAGAUCCGCGACGACUACCAGAACCUGCAGAGCGACCUGUAUGCCAAGAACAAGGGCUUUGGCGAGGACAUCACCGAGGGGAAAUUCUCGUACCCGAUCAUCCACAGCAUUCGCAGCGAGCCCGGAAACUUGCAGUUGAUGAGUAUCCUCAAGCAAAAGCCGGAGGACGAGGACGUGAAGCGGUACGCGAUUCGCAUCAUCGAGUCGACGGGCAGCUUCGACUACUGCCGGCAGAAGCUGGCGAGUCUGACAGCUGAGGCGAGGGAGAUGUUGGCCGGGUUUGGGGAUUUGGAGGAAGUGGCUGGGUUGAACAGUAUUUUGGAUUUUUUGGAAUUGAAGGAGUGA